Hemibagrus wyckioides is the source of this 1044-nucleotide messenger RNA. RefSeq names its product nucleoredoxin like 2 (gene nxnl2). Lineage: Eukaryota; Metazoa; Chordata; Actinopteri; Siluriformes; Bagridae. The record is from RefSeq and is a predicted model, not a curated record. The coding region runs from base 234 to 704 and encodes 156 amino acids. The transcript is spliced from 2 exons. Gene Ontology annotation, biological process: photoreceptor cell maintenance; sensory perception.
CAUAUUGGGCGGGUCUUAGCAAGUUUAUCCGUCCUCGCAGUGAACAUUAGAGUCGGUUGAUCAAAGUUGCUAGUUUUCCGCAUACAGCUAUAAUCUAUGUCAGUGGAGGUUAAAUAGAGGUUACAGCGAUUUGACGAGUGUUUGUUAACUUUCCAGCGCUUGUCAUAACUGCUCAAUGAGUUGUUGACAUAUUUCUGAGUGACACAGUGCUGGUGUUUAUCAUUUCUCCGGUGAUGGCGGAAGUGUUUGCGGGGCGCGUGCUGCUGAAUAAAGACGGAGAUGCGGUUGACCCAGAAGAUUCACUCCGUAAUAAAGUAGUCGGUUUGUAUUUCUCCGCCGGCUGGUGCCCUCCGUGCCGUGACUUCACCCCGGUGCUGUGUGAUUUCUACACCGAGCUGGUGGAGGAGAGCGACCCUCCGGCUCAAUUCGAAAUCGUGUUUAUAUCCUCGGAUAAAUCCGCCGAGGACAUGGCGGAAUACUAUCACGACAUGCACGGGGACUGGCUCGCGCUGCCCUGGAACGACCAGUACAAGCACGAUCUGAAGAAGAGGUACAACAUAACAGCCGUGCCUAAGCUGGUGAUUGUGAAGGAGAAUGGGCAGGUGAUCACGGAUAAAGGCAGGAAGCAGAUCCGAGAUCAGGGCCUGGCCUGCUUCAGGAACUGGCUGGAAGUAGCUGAAAUCUUCCAGAACUUCAAAUGCUAGUGAUUUCUCUUAGUUUUGUUCCUUGUGCAAAGGGCUAGUGAAGAAAUGCUGCAUCCUGCACUUUAACCUGGGGGGGAGGGGCUGGGGGUAGAGGGGGAAGGGUUUUCUGGACACUUUAGAAUUAUGCUUUAUAAAUUAUUUUUAAAUUAUUGCUACUUCUAAUUUUAUUUUUUAAUAAGAGGAGCUGUUAUCCUCAGUUGUAGGAUAGCAGAUGAGCGUAUGUUGUAUGGAGGAUUGUCGCUACACUGGUACUCAGGGACUGUUUAAUGUCUAGCAUUGUCAUGGUGCUUCAGAUUCCCCGGCGUUUCAUUAAAACACUGUGAUGUAUUCCCGAGAGUGU